AUAAAAAUUAGUACAACUAAAAAAAUAGAAAAAAUUUACACACAACAUAGAAUUUAUUGAGAUUUUCUACUUUUCUUUGGAGUCACAAAUAUACAAACAAAAAAAAAACACCAAUAGAAAUCUAUGAACGGUGGUGAUAUGGGAGUGAGAAAUAGAUAUAGCGUGGAUUUAGCUUCACAGCAAUUACAACAGACCCAUCGAAAAUGUCAUCAUAGACAAUCGUAUAGAAAAGCAAAGGCAGCAGCAACAAAAGCACAACAAACACAAACAGCGAUAGCGACAACAAAAACUCUAGAACCACAAAUCAAAAAUGUACAAUAUCCACCAAAACAGCAAUAUUCAAUAAAUAAUAAAAAACAGCAACGAAAACAGCAACAGCAACAACUACAACACAAACUAUUUAAAAUCCAAAGUGGCCAACAGCAACAACACAUAGCACUAACAACAAAACAUAAAAGGGAAAAGGCCAAACAAAGGAAAUGCUUAAACACUACAAUUACAACUGUAGCUGCAGCUGCAACCGCAAACCACAAUUCAAUAGAGCCAUUAACACAGCAACAACAAAAACAAAAACCUACACAAUCCACAUCAUUACAAAGUUUGAGACAUUUGGCAAGUAGCAAACGUUUCAGCUUAAAACGUUUCUGGACUCUACUACUACUAAGUCUAACAUGUCUUUCCACAUGGAGUGGUUCAGCUGUAACAACAAUACAUCACCCGAAUAGGUCACUUUGGUUGCCCUCCGUAGCCUCUAUGGCCUCGUUAGCUUUAUCACAAACAUCUUUGGUUUUAGCAGCUGCAACAUAUGAGCCCGCCAUUCAGUAUCAUCACAGUGACAGCGAUGUGGAGGUGUCCGAUGGCAUGGCGGUUGAAGAUAUCGAUGUAAAUAGUAAUGAGCAACAAUUGUUGGCCUAUUAUAAGCAAGCUCAAAAGAAACAUGAACAAUUGAAAAGACAGCAACAGCAAGAGCAACAGCAGCAACAACAACGUCAUCAUCAUCAAGAACGUGAUAUCAAAAGGAACACAGUGGUGCUGUCACAACAAAUGGAUUUUAAUGACAUUUUACCCACAGCUGAUGUCAUCUCUACGCUAGACUCAUUGGAGGCGACAUCGAAGAAAAAAAGUACUGCCACUAAACGUAGCACCACAAAACAUGCUCCUCCGCCACCAACGCCUACAUCUGGUCCAAAGUCGUUGGCCACAACGGCUUCAACUACUACCACAACAACUACAACUGCCAGCAGUGAGGAGAAGUGUGAGCCAAAGAUUCUGGAUGAAGUGCCUGCUGAACCGUAUUAUGACUUCUCCGAUGUUGCCGAGGAUGCAGCUCGACAAUUUACCGACUUUUUGGCCAGUAAAUUCUCAACAAACCCACCUGCCGUUAUAUCAGAUCAAAUACGUGAUGAGGUCAGACGUAAGGCAAAUGGCAUUGCAACAUAUGCCCUCAAUGAAGAUGAACAUCUGUUGGCAUUUGCGUUGGCAGCACCCAGUAUACAUACAGUAGUGGUGAAAUUUCGAGAAAAUGUAACGAUACCUUUGGAUCAAGUUCACAAUCGCGGUUUUUUGGGUUCCUAUUGGCGUGAGUUGGGCUAUGCUUGGAACAGCAGCGAUGGCUCUCAAGAAUGGGGUGCACCAUUUCGAGACUGUAAUCUUCUAAUAGGUAGAUGGUUGUGGCCAUUUCGUAUAUCAUUUGCUGAAUCAAAAUUUAAAAUUGUGGCAGCAGCGUUUAUAGCAGCUGACGAAGAUGUGUGCAAUGAUGGCUUGGAACAAAUCUUUGGCCGCAAACAUGGUUGCGAUCGCAAUACAACAUUUUGUCUGCUGACCGAAAAUAAACCCGCUGCUACUCGUGAUGUUUAUACCUGUAUCUGCAAAGAAUCUUACUACUUGCCAAAUUCCACUUUGCAGGGCUUUCGUGGUGACAUUGUGGAAAUGUCUGAGGGUUAUGACAACUACUCCUGUAUACCUUGUCCAGCUGGUUGUUCGAAUUGUGAUUCAACUGGCGUUUGUUUAUAUGGUGAACCACAAGAAACCGUGUCUCUGGAAAGUCUACUGAAAGUAUCUGUGGGCUCUGUACUGGGUGCCUGUAUAUUGUGUUGUGUGGUAUUAAGUGUUAUUGUUUUCCAACAGAGGAAGUGUAAGGCCAUAGCAUCUGGUAUGUGGACAGUUUUGGAAACCAUAUUACUGGGAAUAGUUUUACUUUAUUCAUCGGUUGCCAUCCAUUUUUUCCCUGCCUCCACCGAACGUUGUCUUAUCGAACCGUGGUUACGUGAACUGGGCUUUAUUACUUGUUAUGGUGCCAUCAUACUUAAAUUAUAUCGGCAUUUGGUUGAUUUUCGUACACGCAAAGCUCAUCGUUGGGUGUUACGUGACGUUGAUUUGCUAAAAUACUUGGGCACCAUGGUGUUUGCCGUUGUCUGUUAUAUGUCUGCCUUCACCGCAUCGUCCUUAGAUCUAUUGGAGACAGCACAGCUGGAGAGUUUGCGUGAAGUAAAUACGAAUACGUGCCAACCACUUAAAUGGGAGUUUGUAACACAGGCCAGCGAAAUACUCAUACUAUGUUUUGGCCUGCAUUUAGCGUAUGGCAGUCGCAAUGCCAAUACACAAUUUAGGGAACGACAAUUCCUGGUAACCACCUUAAUAAUAGAGUUCAUAGUCUCUUUAACAUUUUAUAUAUUACGCUAUUUCUAUUUGCCUGCCAUGAGUCCAAGUGCCAUAUUUUUGGCACUAUUUCUGCGUUCUCAACUCACCAACACCAUUGCUUUGGGACUUAUAUUUGUACCCAAACUGUGGUAUCAGCACAAACAGGUCCGUUCUCUUGCCCAUGAUCUAUCAAUACGUUUACCUGUGGAUGCUUUCAAGGGUUCUCAUGAUGUUGGCCAACGUUUGGGUGGCGGUUAUGCUGGCCUCUGUCUGGGUGAUCCCGAUAUCGGUGAACUGACAAUAUCCGAAAUGAGUCCGGAAGAUAUAAGAGCUGAACUCAAAAGACUGUAUACCCAAUUAGAGAUAUUGAAAAACAAAACAUUACGUCAGGAUAAUCCACAUAUCAGCAAAAGACGUGGCGGACGUAAGGCGGGACACAGGCGUUUUUCACUGCAGAAAAAGGGAAGCAAGGACAAGGCUUUGAGUGCCAAACAUCGCAGUAAUAAACAUCAUCAGGAUAUGGAAAUAACAGAAGCGGAACCCUCUCGAACACCUGAGGACUCAGUAUGUAGCAAUGAAGGACCCACAGAUACUUAUGCCGAAAUAUCAGGUAUUUCACACUCUAUGCUGACGCAUUCAGCCGUCUCGCAUUCAAUAGUCUCACACUCCAAAUAAUCGCAAAGAAAACUACACUUUAAAUAAAAACUAAUUAAAAAAAACAACCAAUGUGUAAAUAUUUAAUGCCAUAAAACAUACAUACAUAUAUUAUUUUAUUAUAAAUAAUAAACUAAAAUAAAUAUUAGAAAUAUUUGUUGAAUAUAUAAAAAAUAUAAAAUAUAAAAACCAAAAUCUAUAAAAAGAAAAGAAAACCAUAAGCCAGAAUAAAUAAUUACUUUAUUUUAAACCAAAAUAAUUAAAAUAAAAAAACACACAAAAUAUUUAUAAACCAAAAAAAAAUUACAUAAAAUAAUUUGUACAAAAUUUGAUAUAAAACUGAUAUAAAAACAAACCAAAAAAAGAAAACUAAAUUUUUGUAUUGUAAAUUUAAGCAUGAAUGAUAUUAACGGCUAAAAGAGAGAAACAAAAAAAAACAACAUAAAUUGACAACACUAAAAACACCUAAACAAAAAACAGUUAAAAACCCACCUUUGAAUUUUGACAUAAUAACUGAAAAUAAUUACAAUACCAAUACGAUUACAUA
Calliphora vicina (urban bluebottle blowfly) is the source of this 3841-nucleotide messenger RNA. RefSeq names its product smog (gene smog). NCBI's taxonomy places the organism in Eukaryota, Metazoa, Arthropoda, Insecta, Diptera, Calliphoridae. The coding region runs from base 124 to 3315 and encodes 1063 amino acids. Gene Ontology annotation, cellular component: membrane. The transcript has 12 exons. Gene Ontology annotation, molecular function: G protein-coupled receptor activity. The record is from RefSeq and is a predicted model, not a curated record. Gene Ontology annotation, biological process: G protein-coupled receptor signaling pathway.